Eruca vesicaria subsp. sativa (arugula) is the source of this 881-nucleotide messenger RNA. Lineage: Eukaryota; Viridiplantae; Streptophyta; Magnoliopsida; Brassicales; Brassicaceae. The record is from the annotation of a GenBank genome assembly.
UCUCUCUUUCUUCACCAUGACCAGCUCUUCAGCUCCCUCACGCAAGGCUUUAAGCAAGAUCGCUUGCAAUAGGUUGCAGAAAGAGCUUACCGAGUGGCAGUUACAUCCUCCCACUGGAUUUAGGCACAAAGUCACCGAUAAUCUUCAAAAAUGGACAAUCGAUGUGACCGGAGCUCCGGGGACGCUCUACGCGAACGAGACUUACCAGCUUCAGGUUGAAUUUCCCGUUAAUUACCCUAUGGAAGCGCCCCAGGUAGUUUUUGUUCCUCCGGCACCGUCUCAUCCACAUAUAUACAGCAAUGGACAUAUUUGCUUAGAUAUUCUCUAUGACUCGUGGUCACCAGCAAUGACUGUGAGUUCGGUCUGCAUCAGCAUUCUCUCCAUGCUAUCAAGUUCACCUGCAAAGGAACGCCCCGCAGAUAAUGAUCGUUACGUGAAGAAUUGUAAGAACGGGAGGUCUCCUAAGGAGACGAGGUGGUGGUUCCAUGACGACAAGGCUUGAUGCAACGACCAAGAGAAGCCCUUUGUUGUAAUAUGAUGACAUGACAUUUGAAAAUGUCGAAUCCUCACACAUUUAAAUGUUCCCUUUUCACUUUUUACCUAUGGAAUGUCAAGCUCGUACUUCCCCAAUAACUCAAAGAAAAGAACAUUUCCGGAAUCUGAAAUCCAUAUACAACUCUUUUUGGUUUUAUAAUCUUGUCGAACCUUUUAGUGUAAUAGAAGAGGAACAGAAACCUUACUCUACAGCUCAGCUAUGGCAGAAAGGAGCUUUGAGAGAGAAGGCAAUAAAUAGAAUCUUUCUGUUACAUUACUCGAAAAUAGCCAAUUAUAUACAGUUGUUGUAAUUUCAUAACAAGAACAAACCAGGUAUGCUAUAUGCA